CCUGUCACUUUUUUGCCUCUGAUGAGUCCCAGAGAGAGCCCAGGCUCAUACAUGUGGGCACAGGGAGGAGACUUGUCCCCUGACAGAUGGACAAGAACCACUGACCUGAAGGUCCGAGCUCCACAACCCUCUAGAUUGACUUGCUGCUUCCUCACCUCAGCCCUGUCCCAGACCGGAGUUCUGGGAGCCUCAAAGUCCUGUGCCUGCCGAUUCCAGGAGUAGCCUUCACUAAAGGGCUCCUCAAUGAAUCCUGCCGUGGUUAUUUAAAGAGUUUUUCCUAGAAGUUAUUGGCUAGCAGUUUCCCAGAGGCGGGAAGGCUUGGACUUCAAGAUGCUUAUAAAGGAGUAUCGUAUUCCUCUUCCAAUGAGUGUGGAGGAAUAUCGGAUUGCCCAGUUGUACAUGAUUCAGAAAAAGAGCCGCGAGGAGACCUGUGGCGAAGGCAGCGGCGUGGAGAUCCUGGAGAACAGGCCAUACACAGACGGGCCCGGGGGGGCCGGCCAGUAUACGCACAAAGUCUACCAUAUUGGUAUGCACAUUCCCAGCUGGUUCCGCUCCAUCCUGCCCAAGGCAGCCCUGAGGGUGGAAGAGGAGUCGUGGAACGCCUAUCCGUACACCAGGACAAGGUACACCUGUCCCUUUGUGGAGAAGUUCUCUAUUGACAUCGAAACCUUUUAUAAAUCCGACUCAGGAGAAAAUGUCAACGUGUUCAACCUCUCUCCUGUGGAAAAGAGACAGACAACUCUGGAUCCGAUCGAUAUCGUCCGAGACCCCAUCCCGCCCAACGAGUACAAGUCAGAGGAGGACCCGCGGCUCUACAAGUCAGCCAAGACCAAGCGCGGGCCCCUAAGCGAUGACUGGAUCGUGGAGUGCACCCGGCACCCCGGCCACUUUCCCAUCAUGUGCGCCUACAAGCUCUGCAAGGUGGAAUUCCGCUACUGGGGGAUGCAGUCCAAGAUCGAGAGGUUUAUCCACGACGUGGGUCUGCGGAAGGUGAUGGUCCGGGCUCACCGGCAGGCCUGGUGCUGGCAGGAUGAGUGGUACGGCCUGACCAUCGAGGACAUUCGGCAGCUGGAGAAGGAGGCUCAGCUGAUGCUAGCCCAGAAGAUGGCCCAGUUCUGCAGCAGCGAGAGCGACUCCGAGGCCCACGGAGCCAAGGAACCCCCUGGCGAAAACGUGGAAGAGGGUGAGGCCAGGGUCAUCACGGAGGCCACCGAGUCACCCAGCAGCCCCAGCGAGGCCCUGACGGGGAGGAGCCUGACAAAGCAGUGGUCCACAUCCUCGAAGUCCUCCCGGUCAUCCAAGAGAGGAGCCAGCCCCUCAAGGCAUAGCCUGUCGGAGUGGAGGAUGCAGAGCAUCGCCCGGGACUCAGAUGACAGCUCGGAUGAUGAGUUCUUUGAUGCCCACGAGGACUUGUCUGACCCUGAAGAGAUAUUUCCUAAAGAAAUCACCAAAUGGAGUUCCAAUGACCUCAUGGAUAAAAUUGAAUCCCCAGAAUCGGAUGAUGUGCAUGAUGACCUCUAUCACGAGACCACCGCAGAAUACAGUGGAGUCUCCCACGGGGAGCCCCUCAGCAUCACCGAGGAUGAAGUGAGCCAGCCUUUGUCCCAGGCUUCUAAGAUCCACGUGCUCCUUCUGGUGUUACACGGAGGCAACAUCCUGGACAGCGGAGGAGGGGACCAGAGCUCGAAGCAGGGUGACGUCAACACCAUCACCACCGUGUUUGACACCGUCAUGCGGGUCCACUACCCUGCUGCGCUCGGUCACAUUACCAUCAAACUGGUGCCCUGCCCGGCCAUCUGCUCCGAGGCCUUUUCCCUGGUGUCCAACCUGAGCCCCUACAGCCAUGACGAGGGCUGCCUCUCCAACAGCCAAGACCACAUCCCCCUUGCCGCCCUGCCCCUCCUGGCUACCUCCUCCCCUCAGUACCAGGAAGCGGUUGCUACGGUGAUCCAGCGAGCCAAUCAGGCCUAUGGCGAGUUCAUCAAGUCCCAGGCGGGCAUGUCGUUCAGUGGCCAGGUCUGCCUGAUUGGGGAUUGUGUUGGGGGGAUCCUGGCAUUUGACGCUUUAUGCUGCAGCAACCAGACAGUGUCCGAGAGCCAGAGCAGCAGUCGCCGGGGCAGUGUGGUGAGCGUGCAGGACACGGACCUCCUGUCCCCCGGAAUCCUGGUGAACAACUCCACGUGCUCCGGGAGCCCCUCCAACCUGGAGGCCAGCCGGCACCUGAGCCGCAGCAACGUCGACAUCCCGCGCAGCAACGGGGACGACCCCAAGAAGCAGCUGCCGCGCAAGAGGAGUGACUCGUCCACCUACGAGAUGGACACCAUCAAGCAGCACCAGGCUUUCCUUUCCAGCUUACAUUCCAGCGUCCUGAGAAAUGAUCCCAGCUCCCGUCGAUCCAGCAGUUCCACCAUGCUGGAUGGGGGGAGCCUUGGGAAGUUUGAGUUUGAGAUCUCGGACUUCUUCCUCUUCGGAUCCCCACUGGGGCUGGUCCUGGCCCUGAGGAAGACCGUCAUCCCCGCACUGGAUGUCUUUCAGCUCCGGCCCGCCUGCCAGCAGGUGUACAACAUGUUCCACCCUGCUGACCCCUCUGCCUCCCGCCUGGAGCCCCUCCUGGAGAAGAAGUUCCACCUCCUGCCCCCCUUCAACAUUCCCCGCUACCAGCGCUUCCCUCUCGGGGAUGGCAAUUCGGCUCUGCUGGUCGAGACAGUCCAGAGCAAUCCCAUCCUCAUCGUGGAAAGCAGCCCCCUGGUUGCUCUCCAACGGCAGGAUAGCUUCAUGGAAACCAGUAUCCCCGUUCCCGUUCUGAACUGGCAAGAUGGGUCCAGUAAAAGUCCCGGCUGUGCUGAGUCGGAAGUGGUUCAGGCCCACGGCGCCAUCUUCAUGGAGUCCACGUCUCCCUCCUCCCCUGGUACCGUCCCCAGUUUCCGGGGUUUCCGCCGGGCCAGCGAGGUCAGCAUCACGAGCCAGGUGUCGGGCAUGGCCGACAGUUACACCGCCUCCAACAUCGCCAAUAAAAAACCCAACCAUCUUAAUCAUUCCAAAAGCUUAAGCCUCCUGUCCCAGCUUGCCCUCCCUCACAAAUGCCCCACCAAAAGGGCGGCCCAAAGCCGUAGAAAGCCUAAACGGGGAAGACCCCAGAACCCUCUAGGAGAAAGGCAGGAGGGGGGCCCGAGGCCGACCCUGGACCAAAUCCCGCCGCUCCCCGACCUGGACGUCGGAAAAGUUGCUGCAAAGUGGUGGGGAACCAAGCGGAUUGACUAUGCCCUCUACUGCCCUGAUGCGCUGACGGCCUUUCCCACGGUGGCAUUGCCCCAUCUCUUCCAUGCCAGCUACUGGGAGUCGACAGACGUGGUGUCCUUCCUGCUGAGACAGGUUAUGAGGCAUGAAAACUCCAGCAUCUUGGAGCUGGAUGGCAAAGAGGUAUCCGUGUUCACCCCGUCGAAGCCGCGAGAGAAGUGGUUGAGGAAGAGGACCCACGUGAAGCUGAGGAAUGUCACGUCGAAUCACAGGAUCAAUGAUGCUGUGGCCAACGAGGACGGGCCACAGACCCUGUCGGGCAGAUUCAUGUACGGGCCCCUGGACAUGGUGACCCUCACCGGGGAGAAGGUGGACAUUCACAUCAUGACCCAGCCUCCUUCCGGGGAAUGGGUCCACUUCGACACACUCAUCACAAACAGCAGCGGCCGCGUCUCCUUCACCAUCCCCGAGGGCCAGCGCCUUGGCAUCGGUGUCUACCCCGUCAAGAUGGUGGUCAGGGGAGACCACACGUUUGCCGACAGCUACAUCACCGUCCUGCCCCGGGGCACGGAGUUUGUGGUCUUCAGCAUCGACGGCUCUUUCGCCGCCAGUGUCUCCAUCAUGGGGAGCGACCCCAAGGUGCGCGCCGGGGCCGUGGACGUCGUCAGACACUGGCAGGACCUCGGCUACCUCAUCAUCUACGUGACCGGGCGGCCCGACAUGCAGAAGCAGAGGGUGGUGGCGUGGCUGGCGCAGCACAACUUCCCCCACGGGAUCGUCUCCUUCUGCGACGGCUUAGUGCACGACCCCCUGCGACACAAGGCAAACUUCCUCAAGCUCCUCAUCACCGAGCUCAACAUGAGGGUUCACGCCGCCUACGGAUCCACCAAGGACAUCUCCGUGUACAGUGCCAUCAGCCUGUCCCCCCUGCAGAUCUACAUCGUCGGGCGGCCCACCAAGAAGCUCCUGCAUCAGUGCCAGUUCAUCACAGACGGCUACGCCGCUCACCUGGCCCAGCUGAAGUACAACCACCGGGCCCGACCGGCCAAGAACACCACGCGCAUGGCCCUGCGCAAGGGCAGCUUCGGCCUGCCGGGCCAGAGCGACUUCCUGCGCAAGCGCAACCACCUGCUGCGCACCAUCUCCUCCCAGCCCACGGGCUCGGCCGGGCCGGGCCACAAGCACGAGCGGACGCAGAGCCAGUCCGACAGCGAGCGGGAGCGGGAGAAGGAGCGGGGCCAGCGGAGCAUGAGCCUGGCCACGGGCUGCUGGGGCCGCAGCGGGGCCGCCCGCCCGGACACGGGGCCCGCGGGGCCCAAGUGAAGCCGCUCCCGCCGCCCGCCCCACCCUACGGGGGGGCAGCCCCGCUCGUGGCAGGGCUCGGGGGGGGGGGGAGAGGAAGGGAGUCACCAUGGUGCUACGACGGCCCGGGGAGCCGGGAGGGCGGACGCCAGCCCGGACGGAGGGAGGAAGCUCGGGGGCAGAGCCCCGGGGGGGCCGCCCGGAGCCUCCCCCGUUAGGAGAGGGCCACCCUGAGCGCUCUGGUCACGGAGAGACGCUCCGGGCCCGAGGAGAGCGGAGCUGUUGCUGAGCCUCCCGCCAUCCCCCCCCGGAUGCUCCCCGCCAGCCUCUCGGCGAGGAGGAGACAGGUGCGAGGAUCCAGUCGGGCCAGGGCGAGGCGCGGGAGUGGGGAGGGGAAGCCCACGGUCCGCUCUGCUUCUUUGGCCCCAGGCGGGGACGGGGGUUCCCGUGGGUGUUGGAGGAAGAGGGUGGUUGGAGCCCCGAGGACCUGGGUCUGGGGAUCCCCACCUGGGUCCCCCUCCCCUUCACACGCCCCAGCCGCGCAGCUCUGAGCUUCGAAGAGCCCCGCUCGCCCCACAGUCCGGCCGUGAGGGCCAUUCCCACAGACCCCCGCCUCCCCUCCUCUUCGGAUUCAGUAGCAGCUACCACGGGAGUUUAGCCCUGCUUCUUUUAACCAGAGUCACUCAACUGUAAAACCUCAUUGUUUUUGCACUGAUGAUUUUUAGAACGGAGACCUGUUACCAUCUCACGUGGCUACACAUCCCCGUCUGUAGUGCAUGGUAAUUAAAUAUCUGCUGACCCAGGGUCCGGUUUUGCGCAGAAGUUUGGGGGCGGUAAAAGGAGGCCGAAGCGGGGCCCGAGCUGAGGUGCGAGCGGAAGCAAAAGGCCAUAUCGGAAUUUGCGCGGCUCCCGGCGGGCCUGCUGCCUCAGCGGGGGCCGGCCCCACGGCUUUCCCGGCCUUCGCCCUGAGCGGGAAGGAGGAGGAAGCCUGAGGCCCCCCUGCACCCCUUUCCCACCCCCCCCCUGCCACCCAAUGCCAACUGACCGCCCGGGCAGCGAGGCGAAGGCCGAGCCAGGGUCGGGUCUCCCGGGGCCCCUCUCCUCCUUUCCCGGGAGACGCCUCCAGCCCGGAAACGGUUUUGUACUCCGAACCAGAUCGUGGCAGAGCAGGAUUCUUCCGCUGCUGCCGCCUUCCACCGCAGUAUAUCGCAUUUAUACCACUUUCUACUCAAAGAUCUGAUUUCUAAGAGGGGGUUUGUUGGGCUUUCGGUUCUCUCUCUUUCGUUCGGUUUUUAAAACUUGGCUGCUUCGUUUUCUUAACUUUCGAUAUAAAAGGCAGCCCCUCUGCAUUGUGAAAAACCCAGCACUGUGAACGUCGCCCUGCCCAGCCCCCCGGACGCAGACGCAGCAGGCCGGGCCUCCCCGCUGCCCGGGAGGACGGGGGCCGGGCACACUGGGGCCCCGUGGGCAGGGCGAGGCGAGGCGGGGCAGGGCAGGCCGACGUCUGGUUCCCGACUUCACCUUACACCUAGCGUUUUGAAACCUUCGACGGAAUUUCUACUUUCUCAACGGUUCUCUUGGGGCGGGACGCACGCGUCGAUUUUUACAAACGGAAAUCUGUUUUGCCGCAGAAUCCGACAAAUCACCCGCCUCCUUCCCACCCUCCACCCCCGCAUCGCAUCCCAACAGGGCGGCCCUCCCAGAGUCAGCCCUCUCUCAUCUUUAAAAGUGACCAUCCCGCGACACUUGCUGGUUUUUAUUGACGAAAAGCCGACUUCCCUUUCUGCCACCGCGGGCUCGUGACCUUGAAUGGCCGGUCUCUUCUCCUAGAGCCAGUGUGAACUCUCUUCCAGUUAUCCUCGUUCGGCUUCGGGAGCCAGCCGAGCCACGGCCCCGGUCCGGCCCUGACCCAUUCAGCCUCCAGCCUCACCUCGCCGAAAUCACUUGCGAAUUUGGAUACGGCCUUUGGGACCCUCCCAGCACCCGCGAGGGGCUCCGGCUUUCGGACGUUUUGAAGGACAGGAUGGCGGGCAGGGGGGCCGGAAUGCAUUCUGAGAUGUUAACAUUUUCUUGCGUGUAGAUAGUGUAAAACAAAAGGAUGCUGUAAAUGCUCAGAAGAGUGGGUAUAAAGUGAAAGUUAUUUAUUUUAUGUAGAGAAAAUGUCUGAAGGAACUGGAACCUUCAGGGCUUAUGAGUAUUGAAGAUGUAGGGACUUUUUUUUUUUUCUUUUUGUUCCAGGAUUAUGUAUAAAGCAAUUCUUUUAUGGACCAAGUUUAAUGUACCCGUCAGAGCAGAAGUGCAAUAUCUCGUUCACCUCUCCAUCAGUCCCACGUCUAAAAAACCAAUAGCUUCGAGCGACAGCGGCAGCGCGCGGGCCUGGAGCAUCCCACUGCCUUCGCCUUUGUCACUGGCCCUGUCGGAGAAUUCAUUUGGGGAUUGAAUCCCGGGUUCCUGGCUGCAAUAAUCACCAGACGGGCGGUUGUGGUAGGGCUUUUGCUCUACACUUCUUCCCUUCUAAGGUGGAACACCCCCAUCCCUGCCCCCAGCCUCCUCACUCUCCUCCCUUUACUUGCCCAGCGUCUGCUAAGGUGAGGCCGGACCUGAGUGGCCUAAAAUUGUGGUAUACACCCUUCCCUUAUCCCCAUCCCACCCCUCAGGGCCUUUGUUCGGCCUGGCGGAAGCGGAGGGCAAGGGGAAGGCUCUCCUCCUUCCUAAAAGGUUUUGUCACUUUGUCACCGUGAUCUUGGGAGAACCCAUGAGUUCACUAGCUCGUUCACUUCGACCCCUUGAGUUAUUUUCUUCCUGGCAACAUUCGUUUUCCAAAAGAACAACGAAGACAUCGUUUGAAAAAUACCAAAAAUGUUUACAGCGUUUGGCAAGGAAACGUUUGACGAAAAUCCGUUCGAACCAAAGGGUGAGGCAGGAGGGCAGACCGUUGCAUCUCCCCUCCCUCCUGGGGCGAUCCGUCCUGACAGCAAGCGUGCCCGCUAAUCAGGUAUCGUCGUCACCUUUGCCGCAUUUACCUAUUAGCUCUAGAAGCCUUAUUUACAUGGCCCUCCCACCCCCCAUCCUCCUCCUCGUAUGAAAUCCCUGGAUCUCCUCGACUGUCCGUCAAUGAUAUUGAUUCUGCUCGAUUUACCAAACGGUUUCUUAGGGAUAAGAUUGAAAACGACACCUCCGCCCUCGGCGCAGAUCCCUGGGGCUCAGGAGCCAGGCCCCCCCCAAGCCCCGGUUUGCAUCUCGAUCCCUCCGUGCGUCCUCGUGUGUCCGCCACCGCCGCCGCUUGCAUUUCUGCUUGUGUGUGAGACCAUCCCACGCCUUCCUUCCCCUUGCUGUUUGUUAGUGCGUCGUUUACUGCCUGAGUGUGCUCCGUAUACAGCAGCAUCACUGUACGUUGUUACAUGGAUUAAAGAAAUGGGAAGGCU
This is a messenger RNA of Tachyglossus aculeatus (Australian echidna), 7964 nucleotides long. It is a transcript of the gene PITPNM2, whose product is annotated as phosphatidylinositol transfer protein membrane associated 2. Gene Ontology annotation, cellular component: cytoplasm. Lineage: Eukaryota; Metazoa; Chordata; Mammalia; Monotremata; Tachyglossidae. Gene Ontology annotation, molecular function: phosphatidylcholine binding; phosphatidylcholine intramembrane carrier activity; phosphatidylinositol transfer activity. Bases 331 to 4560 code for a protein of 1409 amino acids. The record is from RefSeq and is a predicted model, not a curated record. Gene Ontology annotation, biological process: phospholipid transport. The transcript has 26 exons.